Messenger RNA from Haliotis rubra (blacklip abalone), 3480 nucleotides. Its product is annotated as major vault protein-like. The transcript is spliced from 26 exons. Gene Ontology annotation, cellular component: cytoplasm; nucleus. Lineage: Eukaryota; Metazoa; Mollusca; Gastropoda; Lepetellida; Haliotidae. Gene Ontology annotation, molecular function: protein binding. The coding region runs from base 86 to 2671 and encodes 861 amino acids. The record is from RefSeq and is a predicted model, not a curated record.
ACGCUUCCGGGUUUUAUUGUAAACAGCGAACCUGGAGAAUUAGUCUCAAAGUUAUCCGCAACGAGUGCACAUACAAACGGGUGUCAUGAAUCACAACAAGGAAGGGUCCAUUAUUGGGUUGAUGCCCUACCAAUACGUCCACGUAUUGGAUCUGACAACGAACAUCACACGGCUAGAGGUCGGGCCACAGACCCUCGUCCUGAAGAGUAAUGAACGUCUUGAGGCUGGACCUUUACCUAUGAUCGUUGUCCCUCCUGGUCACUACAUCAGUGUCACAGACCCCAUCAGCCACUAUGAGGCAGGCAAGGCAUGUGAGCUCAAACUUGGACACAAGGAAGUAAGACUUCAUCAGGACCCAUUCCCUCUCUACCCAGGAGAAUCACUCACGCUGGCCCCAGAAUACGUCCAGCAGAGAGGUCAGUACCAGAAGGCUGUCCGUCCCCUCCCUGUUAUCAAUGCCAACCAUGCAAUCCGCCUCCGUGCCCUCUUUGACCUGGAGGACUCUGGGGUGAAGAGGAAGGAAGAGGAGAUGUGGCAGCUGCCUGGACCACUGACCUACAUCCCUAGAGCUGAUGUGGAGGUUGUGAAGAUUGUGCAGCCGUUCAUCAUCAGGAAUGGAGAUUCCCUCAAUCUACGGGCCAUUCAGGACUGUUAUGAUAACGAAGGAAACGAUCGUGUGACUGGCGAGGAAUGGCUUGUGUCAACACCAGGGGCUUAUGUUCCAGGAGUGUUUGAAGAGGUACUCGAUGUGAAAUCGAAGAUAACCUUGACCCAUGAUGCUGGCCUGCACCUUCGAGCCACUCGGACAUUAACUGAUGCGUAUGGUGACAGCAGGUUGGCUGGAGAAGAAUGGCUGCUGACUGGAGAAGAAACUGAUAGUUAUUUUCCUGAAGUUGGAGUGGAGGUUGUCAAGCAGGUGAAGAAGGAGGUGGUCAGCAAGGGUCAGUACUGUGUUGUCCUGGACCCAGUAGACGAGGACAAGAGGCCAUGCCUUGGGAAGCGGGUGCUGAAGAAAGGGUUGUGUACAUUUUUCCUACACCCAGGCGAGAGGCUUGAGGAUGGCAUACAGAACACCCACGUCUUGUCAGCUGACGAGAGCCUUGUCCUCCAGGCCAAGGGAGCCUUCACUGACGAUAUGUUUAAAGGAAAGCCAAAAAGAAAGCCAGGUGAUUUAUGGCUGAUCCGAGGACCACUGGAGUACAUCCCACCCAUUGAAGUAGAGAUUGUGAAGAGAAGAGAAACUAUGCCACUUAGCAAGAAUGAAGGUAUCUAUGUUCAGAACAGACAGACUGGAAAGAUAAGAAGUGUGAUGGGUCCAUGCUCGUACAUGCUGAAUGCCCAUGAAGAACUGUGGGAGAAACCAUUAACUCCAGAGGUUGAGGAGAUACUCAGGAAUGGCGGUGGAAUCGGAGAUGGGAACAUCCGAAAACUGGCGUACUACGAGCAGUCCAUCAACCCAAGCAUUCUCAUGGGUAGAAACAGAACCAAAAUAGUUACAUACCGUUGCCCUGGCAACACAGCUGUCCAGGUGUACAACUACAUGCAGAAGACAGCGAGGGUGGUACUCGGACCCGACCUCAUCAUCCUGGGGCCACACGAAAACUUCAAUGUGCUCAGUCUCAGUGCUGGAAAACCUAAGAAAGCCAAUGCUUUGAAGUCACUAUGCAUGAUGUUGGGGCCAGACUUUAUUACAGAUAUUCUUGAGGUUGAAACUGCAGAUCAUGCAAGACUACGAAUCCAAAUAGCAUUCAACAAUCAUUUCGAGUACGAUCGAAAAGAUGACGAAAGUCUGAAGCAAAUGUUUGCUGUACCAGACUUCAUUGGCUUUGCCUGUCGACAAGUUGGAAGCCGGAUCAGAGGUGCUGUUGCCCUGGUUCCCUUUGAUGAGUUCCACAGACACUCCCUGCAGAUCAUACGAACGGCCGUUUUCGGUAUCAACCCUGUCAACAAGCAGCUCAGGACACACAUCAGAUUCAGUGAAAACAACUUGGUAAUUACCAGUAUCGACGUUCAGAGCAUCGAGCCAUCAGACGUGAAGAUGAGGGACAGCCUCAGCAAGUCAAUACAGAUGGCCAUAGAGAUUGCUACAAAGUCCAUAGAGAAUGCAGCAGCCCAUGAGGCUGACAAGAUUGAGCAGGCUGCACGCGGUCAGCUGGAGAGACAGAAGCUGGCCAAUGAGAAGGAUGCAGAGAAGGAGAGGGCCAACUUGCUGCAUCUGUGUGCUAUAGCUGCAGCUGUUGAGUCAACUGGGCAAGCCAAAGCUGAAGCACAGGCCCAGGCUGAGAGGAUGCUUAUAGAGUGCCAGAGUGAGAUUGAAGCUGCAAAACUGAAGGCAGAGGCAGAGGCAAUAGAACAUCAAGCUAGACUGGAGACACAGGGCAUGGCGAAGAGGGGCGAGAUCAACUACCUGCGAGGUCAAAACGAGCUCUACCUGGACAAAGAAAGAAGGAAGGCUGAGAUUGAAGUGAACAAAUUCCAGGAGAUGAUUGAGAGUAUUGGCCAAGAGACAUGUGCAGCCAUGGCCCAAGCUGGCCCAGAUACCCAGGCCCGCUUGCUGCAGGCUCUCGGGAUGCAGAGCGUGUUGUUCACUGAUGCCAAGAAUCCCCUCAACCUGUUCAACACAGCAGGUGGUCUUGUAGGCAGGGAACAAGAUAGGCAGACAUCUGCUUGAAGUGCUGCAUCCACUCCACCAUUGGUUCUGAUAGUCAUUGCUAGAAGCAUGGCUUACCAAGCAGAGCCCCAUUUCACAAAGCGAUCGUAGUGCUAAGGUGAUCGUAACUCCCAUACUUUAACAUAGACUUACGACAGUCGUAGCGCUACGAUCACUUUUGCAAAACAGGCCCCAUUUCACAAGAUAACAGUUCACAAAAUAGCAGCAGUUUAUAUGCAGUUUAACACAAUCAUCUGUUGAAGGAAUUCAAUUGAAAGUUUACAAAAGUUACAAAUUUUAGAUGUUUCCCAGGUUUGAAAAAAUAACAUAGGAUGAAGAAGUAGACAUUUUGAAUGAAGUUAAAUGAAAGGACACUUAAGUCAAAGGGGCAUGGGUAGCCCAGUCAUCAAAGAUGCCACUAUUUGCUGUGCAGAGUUCCGUCCCUUGUUCACGCGAGAAAAUUUAGAUCAUCUGAAAUUUUGUUUCUGUGAUUGUCCUCACCAUAUCAACACUGAAGUGGUAAAGUUCUGAGACCUGCAUCACUUCAGGUUGUUCUUCCACAUUAUACUGGCAGUUUGAUUUAACUGUAUAUAACUCAUUCACAAAUGAAAGGGGCGUUGGGGUUGCCUAGUGAUUAAAGCGUUCGCUCGUCACACUAUGCUCUUAAAAAAGAUUAGGGGAACUUCAUUUUUAAUUUACAAUUGAAACAACUGGGAGAUAUAUCAAAGUCAAUCAAUGUGGAUAUGAUAAUAAUAAAUGUUUUGAGAGUGCAUCACCACUUGCACUUGCUUAUGAUAAUUGUUUGUACAGUAAUCGAUCUUGCAAGAUGA